GCAGCCAGUCGGCUUCGAUGCCUUCCAGACCCCACUGGUCGGGCGGCGAGCCUCCCAUAUACCCUCUCCCCUCCCCAUCGCCCCGCGUCCGUCUCGGGGGAGCCUGGAACCGUGCCGGGGCCACUUCAUCUAUCUCUCAGCUGGUGCCUCGGCUUGCGGCUUGCACUGAUUGCGAUUCCACUGACGGGCGCCUCCUGUGUGUCGGUCGGUGUUGGCAGGCUCUUUCCUGCGAACAAAGCUCGUUCCAGGGCCAGAUCUCAGUCAUGGUCUUGGCUUACCCUUUUUAAAAACACUCUGAGAGCACCAACCUUUCUGUAGGUUAUCAUUUUAAAAUCUGACACAUGAUCUCACUAGUUGCCCAGGAUGGCCCCGAACUCACUCUAGCCCAGGCUGACCUUGAAUUUGAACUCCUGCCUUGGCCUCCCAAGUAGCUGAGCUGGCAGCCCUGCCUGUGCUACCAGGUCUGGCUCUGUGUAAUUUGUUUCCACUCUUAGAUACAUGUGUGUGCUUCUGUUUAAUACACGCCCUUCCCUGCUGUUAAAUUCUGUAAUGGCAAUGUCUUGGUAACUGCUUAGCUCCCGAUAUAAUGUCUGUACACAGUAAAUAUUAACAAAUCUGUGAAAAACAGGCCCUCUUCUGAUGAGCACUUUGACUCUGUAAUGGAGGCAUUUCAGCAGAGGGGUCAUCCAAGAGUGUGGACCCUGGAGGUGGACCUAUAAUCCCAGCACGCAGGUGGUGGAGGCAGGAGGAUCAGAUUGUUAAAGGCCAGCUCAAAGUAUGAGCCCCUGGUUCAAAUAAUGAAACCAAACCAGAAUCAACAGUGGCAGUCCAUAUUACCUCCCAAGCCACACAAGUGUUUGCAGAGCCCUUGGAAGCCAAAAGUGGGCAUUGGAUCUUCUGGAACUGAAGUUACAGACUGCUGCCAGCUGGAUCUACUAUUAGGUCCUGGACUUGAUUCCAGAUCCUUUGGAGGAGCAGCCAGCACUCUUAACCCCUAAGCCAUUGGUCCUGUCUCCCAAGAACAGUCUUGAUAGCACAUUACAAUCACAUUAGGUAUCAAAAGUCAAAACCAAUAGCUGACCCUGAUCAGUAAACACCGCUGUGAGCAAAAGUUGGUCAGAGGAAUAGAAUCAUCCUUUCGAUUUGUGAAGACCACACUGGUUACAAUGUGGGUAACAGACUGGUGGGGACUGAGGGAGUUUGGGCAAACUGGUGGUAAGGUGUGUGGUUUAACACACAGAAUAGUCAAAUCCGGUGAUGACUGGAUUUGGAAGGGCAGACUCUAGAGGGAGGAAAUAAGCCAGUAGGGUUUAAUUUGACUAGAAGGAAGGGGUUCGAGAGGACUGUUAGAGAUGUGUUUGUUACUGGCCACACAGCCACAUGGAUAUUCCUGUCUACUGAAGACAGCCCCCGUUCACUCCCCGCAAGACACAGUUUUUCUGCCUAGCCCUGGCUGUCCUGGAACUCUUUCUGUAGACCAGGCUGGCCUUGAACUCACAGAGAUCUGCCUGCCUCUGCCUCCGGAACUGGGAUUAACGGGUUGGGAUUAACCUCCCAGCCUGAAUAUAGGUUUAAGUUGGCAAGAAUCAUGAAUUGGUUACCUCGUGAUCUUAUGAGAUAUUCCAUGUGAUAUAAUAUUAUGAUUUAUGCUGUAUCUAAAGUCCUUUUGAGAGUUUCAAGAGAAUUCAUGAUGAGAAUGAGCAACUGUAGGCAGCCAGGUCUAGAGAUCAGGUGAUGGAUAGUAGCAGAAAGUGAGGGUGGGGAAGUCUUGAGGGAUGUGGAGAGGGCCAGUAAAAGGAAGUGCUAGGACUGAUUUUAUGGGCGGCACUGGAAAGGAACUGGAGGAGCAGAAUCAAUGCUUUAUGAUUAUAAAUAAAUUCCCUCAGCCACACAAGCCUGAAAGAUAAGUUGUUCGGGCACAGUAUUUAUAAUAAAAUUGAGUGAGGUGGCUCAGGGCUUAUAUUGCUCUUGCAGAGGACCUGAGUUCACUUUCUAGCAUUUAUGUUGUCUGGCUCACAACUGCCUGUAAUUCAAGCUCCAGGGAAUCAAAUAUCCUUUCCUAGCCUCUGUGGGCACUGCAUGCAUGAGUGCAAACCCAUACAUAGAUGCACAUCCAUAUAUAUAAUUAAAAAUAGAUCAUACAUAGACACACACACAUAUAUAAUUGCAAAUAGAUCAUGAAAAAGAAAUUUUAAAAAUUGAGUAAUAUCAUGACACUGGAAUUGAAAAGCUAGAGAUGUAACAGACCGAUGAUCACUAAGUGAAGAACACACAUCUGUGUGCAGCCCUGGCACAUGCUGUGACAUGCCAUGAACGGAUGUGAUGGCAUGGCACAUGUCAUGUGUUCCCUCUUUGUUUACAUUUUAGUUUAUUUUGGGGGUGUGUAUAUAGAUGAGAGGAAAACAUCCAAGGAUUCUCCUUUACUCUCUGUUCCAGGUCAUCAGGCUUGGUGGCAAGUGUCUACUGUGCCAUCUUGUCCUUCCAUUCCGCACCCCUCCCCCACAAGGUAUCACUAUGUAGCCCUGAAACUUCUUAAAUCCUGACUGAUUUAGUAAGAACAAAAGUAAUUAUUUAGUAUUUCUCUCAUACUAAAAUUGAAGAGUUUGGGAGGUGUUUAAGAGGCAUGGAUGGCUGUUCCGUUCUGUUCCGUUUUCUCUUACUAUCAUCCAUUAGUGUUCCAGGAUCUGGCAUAGACUCUUAAACCUGGGUGCAUAGAAAUACCUGGGGCAUUUACUAAAGCCAUAUUCCCGGAGAUUCUGACUGAAUCUGUCAUAGGGUCCAUCCUCCAUGGCUAAGUGAGCUAUAAGUGGAGGUGACAGCCAUUAGUCUGCUGUCCCUAAACCACCGCCGGCUUCUUCAGUGGGCCAUGUUCUCUCACAGCCAUUGUGUCAUUCAGAUCAGGUUCCUGAGGUUUCUCCUACAGGCAGCUCUCCCUGCCUCUUCCGGUCCCUCUCUCUCUGGUCUUAGUCAGUGGUCUUUUUCUUGUGUUUACCUUCCUUUGAUUUAUCAUGCUUUUUGCCUGUUUUUUCCCCCCACAUUGAACUAAGAGACCCUGGGAAGAGAACUUUUAAUGUGAGACUUCUGCUUAGCAGUCUGUAUAGCACACAGUCAAUUUUUAAGUAUUUGUGAAAUAAUGAAAGAAGGGAAGCCAUGACUUUUUUUUAUGUUGUGACUUAGUCAGGAAUGAUCUCUCCUUCUUUGUGCAUUCAUGGACAUUUCCUGUGACCCUCCCAUCCAAACAUUUUGCCAUUACUAAUUGGCAAGAAUAACCAAGACUGGUCUGGGCAGUCAAUUCUGGAAUAAAAACAGCCAGUGACUGAGCAUCAGGUAAUCCUAGGUUCACAUUCUGACCAGUUUGGGGACUUGGAAAAAUUCAAGAUGCUUGACUUCUUCAUCUGUAAAACAUGGGGAUGACAUUUCCUGCACAGUGGUAUCACUGAGACUCAAUAAAAUAGCUCUUGUAAGCUGGCUAGCCCAUAGCAAGUGUUACAUUUUGAGUUCCUGUCUUUGGGAGACUCCAUGGCAUGACAGAGCUAAAUACUUGCAGAGUCCAGCUCUGCUGUUUAUUAGCUGUGUGCCUUUGGGCAUAUUAUGAUGCUCAGAAGUCUCGUUUGGAGCAUGGACAAAAACACAAUUGUCCCUAUGGGGCACUAUUUUAUCAUCCCUAAUGCUAUUCCUAAUGUCAUUACUAAAGGUGGCAUGAUUUUAGCUAUACUGAAAUUUUGUUGCAUGUUCUGAAAACAAUCUUGAAUUAUCUAUAGAUUAUCAUUUGUAUGGAAGUUCCCUUUUAGUUUGUUUUCUACACAGGCACUGUACCAGUGAGCUGAGUUCCUUAGUUCUGCAGGUCAGUCCCCCAGCCCCCAGUGGUACACACCCAGGUGGCCCUCCUUCAUAAACGUGUGUAUACAUUCUGAACACAUGCUUUCCCUGUGUAACCUGAGCACUGUCCACCUCAGGGGCUCUUUGGAUCCACCUCCUCUCUGCCUCAGCUAGGUAGUCUUUUCAGAUUGUCUUGCCCAGGAUGUUCAGAGAGGCCACAGCCUUGGCCUGUCAUGCUCCAAAAGGACAAAAUGGACUCAGCGUUGUGAAAGCUGAAGAAGAAAAUGUUUGGCGGCGGGACUUCAGUCUUCAGGGAAAGCUGCAGAGGCAGGAGGUUUUCCGCCAGCAGUUUAGACAGUUUGGCUACUCUGACUUCGCUGGGCCCCGGGAGGCCCUGGACCACCUGCAGAAGCUUUGCCAGCAGUGGCUGAGGCCAGAGGAGCACUCCAAGGAGCAGAUCCUGGAGCUGCUGGUGCUGGAGCAGUUUGUGGCCAUCCUGCCUGUGGAGCUGCAGGCCUGGGUGCAGGAGCAUAGACCUGGAAACGGAGAGGAGGCUGUUACUCUGCUGGAGGAGCUGGAGAGAGAAUUUGAUGAACCUAAACAACAGGACACAGCUCAUGGCCAUGAGAUGAUCUGCAGAGAAAUGACACUCAUGGGAACACAGACGUCUCCAAGUAGCCCACUGCAGUCCCUGGAGAACCAUUGCAGGAGUGAAGCCCAGGAGCCCCGGGGUUUCCAGGAGCGAGAUGAGGCAACCCUACCAUUUAGGGUUGAGGAAGGAGAUAGCAAGAUGGUGGCUGACAAAGUAUUGACAGCAAAGCAAGAAAUUGUUGAAUGUGUCCCAGCAGUGGCCGUGGCAUCCCCAGGAAGACUUCCUAGGGCAGCUUCUCCAGUACAGACAGCUGAACAAACUCUGCAGUAUCUGGACACCAAUGAGAAGCAAAGAGGAAAUGAUACAAGCAACAAAAUGAGUCCACUUUCUUCCCAGGAAAGCUAUCUCAGUCUGGCAGCCUUUACCAAGAAACCCUCCGCAGAACAGAGCACCUUGGAGUGUAAUGAAGGGGAAGGACUUCUCAGUCUAAACUUACAUGGUACCGCACAGCCCAGAACACCCACAGGGAAACUGCUCUAUGAGUGCUUGGAUUGUGGGAAAGCUUUCUGCCAUAGGUCAAAGCUGAUUAGACAUCAAAGAAGUCAUACUGGAGAGAGACCUUAUGCAUGUAAAGAAUGUGGAAAAGCCUUUGGUUUCAGAACAGAUCUUGUUCGACAUCAGAGAAUUCACAGUGGUGAAAAACCCUACAAAUGUUCUGACUGUGGAAAAGCUUUCAGGGGCAGCUCCGGGCUUAUUAGGCAUAGGAGAAUUCAUACUGGAGAGAAACCUUACGGUUGUGAUGAAUGUGGGAAAGCCUUCAGCCAGAGCUCUACUCUUAUUCAGCAUAAGAAGAUUCACAGUGGAGACAAAGGCUAUGAAUGUACUGAAUGUGGUAAGGCUUUUAGGAGAAGUUCUGUUCUUAUGGAACAUCAAAGAAUCCAUACUGGUGAGAAACCUUAUGAAUGUAAUGAAUGUGAAAAAUCCUUUAAUCAAAGCUCAGCACUCACCCAGCACCAGAGAACCCACUCUGGGGAAAAACCUUAUGGAUGUUAUGAAUGUAGGAAAAUAUUUAGGCAUAGGUCAGGCCUUAUGCAGCAUCAGAGAACACACACCAGAGUUCAACUCUGUGGGUAAGAGUUGUGUAAUUGUGAAAUGCAGGGAAUUCACUUUGAAGGUUAGACUCCACAAAAAAAUAGAAGUUUCCCGACUGUAGGACUUUUGUCUCUCCAGCCUAGUUCAGUUCUGUAAAAAAAUCCACACAAAAAUGCUUCUAUAUCUAGAUCUUGUCAAUGAAGAAUGGUGAAAAGACUGACCCAUUUCUGAAUGAGGACUCUCACCAAUCUGCUCUUCAUCCCAUUCCUCACUCCAGAUGAGCUGUCUUUGAGCACCUUCAUGUAAGUCCGUGACUGAGACACAGAUCCUGCAAGGUCUCCAGUAAGGUGGCAAAGAUCCCUGUUCAGCAAAGUGUUUGUGUCUGACGGGAGUAGGCAUGUUUUAAGAGUUACUGAACUCUGACAUGUUGAAUUGAGCUAUGAAAUGUCAUGUCCUGAAUCAGUUUAAUAGCUGAGGGAUGGAAGCUCAUUCUGCCCCCUUGCCAGUUCUUUCCACCCUGAGUUUCCUGUUGCAGUCUGCACCCUUAUUUGGUACCUCCUGGGCUUAACCACUGGAAGAACAGACUUGGUCACCACACUCUCAAAAUAAAGGGCUAAUGGA
Messenger RNA from Peromyscus maniculatus bairdii (prairie deer mouse), 6124 nucleotides. It is a transcript of the gene Zscan30, whose product is annotated as zinc finger and SCAN domain containing 30. The record is from RefSeq and is a predicted model, not a curated record. NCBI's taxonomy places the organism in Eukaryota, Metazoa, Chordata, Mammalia, Rodentia, Cricetidae. Gene Ontology annotation, molecular function: DNA-binding transcription factor activity, RNA polymerase II-specific; RNA polymerase II cis-regulatory region sequence-specific DNA binding. Gene Ontology annotation, biological process: regulation of transcription by RNA polymerase II.